This is a messenger RNA of Anopheles moucheti, 5407 nucleotides long. RefSeq names its product RNA-binding protein 39 (gene Caper). The transcript has 6 exons. Gene Ontology annotation, molecular function: RNA binding. Lineage: Eukaryota; Metazoa; Arthropoda; Insecta; Diptera; Culicidae. The coding region runs from base 2799 to 4457 and encodes 552 amino acids. Gene Ontology annotation, biological process: mRNA processing. Gene Ontology annotation, cellular component: nucleus. The record is from RefSeq and is a predicted model, not a curated record.
GCAGUUUGUACGCGGAAUGAAAAGUACCACAUUUUACGAUCACGAAACACGUAAAGAGCACCACAUCUCGGACAAGAUGGCGGCGGAUGACGAGCUCAAUAACGAGGUGUUGAACCUGCUAGAAGCUCCCUACAAAAAGGAGACGAUACUAAUGUCAGGUUCCGGUAUGAGUUUGGUACAGAGAGUGUGUGUAUUCAGCUUCCAAGACAAAGGCUGAUCUCUGUAAAGGCUGCUCUGUGCCUGCUGGUUGGAAUAAAAGUAGGCAAAAAAUAUACUAAAAGCUAUAUUUAUUGAUCAGUCACAAUUGACACAUCAAGAAACAGCAAGGGCGCGCAUUAAUAUUCCCGUCCUUUCGAAAAGGAUUAUCUUCUGCCCUGAUGAGAUAGACAGCACACGAAGGAAACCUAAAUUCAAGAUAAAGUACGCAGAAAGGCUAAUCAUAUAUGCAAGCGAACAAAUAUGUGCAACGAAUCGAGGAUCGAAAAAUCGAGAAUCGAGAAAACAUGAAUUUCUCUCACUACGAUCCACUAUUCAUGCCGUUAUUGUUUAGCUUCGAUUUUUCCUACCUCCUCCUUUUCCUUUUGCUUUUCGAAACCAGUUGACACAAACUGGAGUUUCAUGGAAUUUGCUCGUAUUGUUCUAGAUAUUAUUGAUAUAAGUACACGGCGCAUAAAACUUUAAACAAGAGAGAAUAUAGGAAGGAAUGUUAAGCCACCAUCGCAGAAUAUGAUCGAUACCGAUGAGGCAAGCUUCAUUGAAAUUGUUUAAUCGCGUUUCCUUACCUCGUAUACGUUUCGACAUAGAAGACAUGAUCUUUUCCUGCUAGGACGUACUGGGAUUGUUGGCACAAAGGGGAUUUUUUCCCGUUAACGCUCCUGUAAUGGGUAGAUAAAUAAUUUGUUAUUUAAUCAAAACAUCGGCAGCUUACGCACAGUCACGUACCUUACUAGCUUAUUUAUUUUUAGUUGGUCAUUGGCUCGUACCAUUUCCUUACGUACAUUUCCUGGGUAGUUCUACAGAAAAAGGAUACCUUAGUUAUGACGUCUAGAAACUAACAAAGAGGACCUUUACUGCCAUUGCCGUGCAAUGAAAAUUUGGAUCCUGAAUUCGUGAUAAACGCGCGCGUGCCUUAGUAUUUGCUCAUUCUAGGUUAAUCGGCAGUUUGGCAGAAUUUAAUCGUCUGGAACCACGGGUGUAAGGAGCAACGAUAAAUAGGGAACCAAAGCUUCGAUGUUGCGUCCGUUGCUCUCUUUACAGGUGUCCUAUCUGUAACGCGAAAGGCUACCAGGAUUCCCGAGUAAGCCCAGGGUGCAGCCGUUGGUGUCCGUUGGGAGCGACUGGCUGAGGCUUCCCUCUCUCUCUCUCUCUCCACCUAAUACGAAUCUAUAGAUUAUUUUUAGGUUCGCGAUUGUUUCAAUGGUCGGGUAGCCCUGGGCAUGUGUGGUUCCUUAUUAUCGUGAAAAUUCUUUCGGCUCAUUUGGAAUACCUAAAGGCAAAGGAAGAUGAGUACUUCCUCAUCCCUACCCACCACCCAUCGGUGUGAAGCUGCGUUCGUCAUCGUAGGAUGACGACGAUAACAACGAUAACUGCGACGACGAUACUACUGUGUUUGAUCUAUGACAACUUUGAACAGAUUCUUUACAGAUCGAUCAAUUGAUGAUGCCGUAACCAGCUGAUGUGUUUAAAUGCAAAUUGGCCGGCUUUAUGCGUGAUGCCAUUCGCUACGGUGACAUAUGGUCUCAUAUGCGUAUGUGCCCGUCAUUGGUAAUUCUGGUAGACGCAACUGGAUUAUAUGCAUUACGUACAACCCCAAGAAGCAAGCUCUAGAUACGUGCUUUGAUGGUUCUUUGCUUCGCUACGCGAGCAAUCGCUAAAGGCAUUGUUUUUCCUUUUGCAGAUGUAUUGCUCUUGAGUGCGUGGAUAACUUCCGUGGAUGGCCUAUAGCAUAGCAUUGUGCAUUUCGCCAGGACACGUCACGUCUGAAAGUAAACUGUACAUACAUAUAUAGGUCCCGUUAACCUGUUGCUAAUAAUGAUGAAAUUGCAACGAAUUUUCAAAGAAUCAAUUCUCAAACGUAAGUUUGUGUGUCCCCCAUAACAGAAUACAAUGUGUUGUUAUUGCAGAACUCAACCUUCACUCAAAACCAUUCUACCUGCCCGUUGUGCAGAACCAGGUCUGCUGAAGACGAAAAGAUCGAUUGAACGUGUACCAGAACCCCGGUAUAUUAGAGAAUGACAGAGGAGGCUUGAUCGAAAUCGAUGUAACGGUGCAAUCAAACACAAGCCUAUAUGUUUUGUUUUUUCUGCGUAGGUGAAUCGAACAGCGCGGCAGCGAGCCCCGUCUCGUCAUGUGGUGUGGACGUGAAUCGACUGACUUGCUAGCUGAAAUAAGGUUCCAUCUAUUGUCUUCCAUCUUGAAUCUGUUUUCUCUUAUAUUUGCAUAUUACUUCUGCCGUGUGCGCGUGUGUGGAUUUGAGUGCGUUCUCGCGCGCGCACGCAUGGGACGGAUGGCAUUACUGUGUCUUUGCCGCAUCUCUGAGACCAUUCCCUGCAUUCCACGAGGGAGUGCACGAAUCCGGUGCAAAUUCAAGCGUAUUAAAUUAAUCCAUUGUUUCGUUGUUUUCUCUUCUCUUUCCCUUUCUUUUUUUAUUUUUAUCUUUUUUUCUUUCUCUUACAUUUCAUCACUAUCAUUCUACGUUUCUUUAAUGUGUGUCUCAUGAACAACGCGAUCGUCUAUUGUUGCUGAAAAUUAAACAUCAAAAAACAACUAAAUCCUCUACCGUUCAAUGCAAAUCCCGUAUGCACCAUUUUCAUUUUCUCGAAUACGACCUUAUCUUCUCGGAUGAUGCAUCACCCGUAGCAAACGGUUCCACUAAUGGUGAGAAGAAGCUAAAGGAAAAUGGCCACAGUAAAUCGUCUCGCCACCGCAGCCGGUCACGUGACCGCGACAGAGAACGCGAGCGGGACCGUGAGCGUGAACAACCACGCGAGCGUGAAGGAGAAGGACGUUCGAAAAAGCAUCGUUCGGGAUCACCUGGUCGAAGCCGGGACAAGGAGCGGCGUCGCAGCAAGGAACGAAGCAAAUCUCGUUCGCCAGCGCGUCGCGAUCGUUCUAAAGAUCGCUCCAAGGAGAAAGAACGCGUAAAAACCGAUCAUCAUCGCCGGGAAGUGGUGGAAAAACGUCGUUCUCGUGAUCGUGACCAUCGUCGUCGUUCACGCGAACGGGACUACCGUCGUCGCAGCCGUUCGAGGGACGGUGUCCGUGGACGGGGAGGUCGCCGCUCUAUGUCACCGAAACCCUACCGUGGCCGCGGACGAGGCGGUUCCAAUGGUUACUAUCGUGACCGUUCCCCACUGGAAGAAAUGACCCAGGAGGAUCGGGAUGCGCGUACCGUGUUCUGCAUGCAGCUGUCCCAGCGCAUACAUGCUCGCGAUUUGGAAGAGUUCUUCUCAAGCGUAGGCAAAGUGCGGGACGUACGGUUAAUCACGUGCAACAAAACGAAGCGAUUCAAGGGUAUCGCUUACAUUGAGUUCAAAGAUCCCGAAUCGGUCGCACUGGCACUCGGGCUUUCCGGCCAGAAGCUGCUCGGCAUACCGAUCAGUGUGCAACAUACGCAGGCAGAAAAGAACCGAAUGGCCAGCCAACCGCCAGCGGCACCGCCGAAAAAUCCUUCCGGGCCAAUGCGAUUGUACGUUGGUUCACUCCAUUUCAACAUCACAGAAGAUAUGUUAAAUGGCAUCUUUGAACCAUUCGGCAAAAUUGAUAACAUUCAACUGAUCAUGGAUGCAGAUACUGGACGCUCGAAAGGCUACGGGUUUAUUACGUUCCAUAAUGCCGAUGAUGCGAAAAAAGCACUGGAACAACUGAACGGCUUCGAACUAGCCGGUCGCCCGAUGAAAGUAGGAAAUGUAACAGAACGAUUGGAUGUCACCACGCACGCCUCGUUAGACACGGACGAAAUGGACCGCAGUGGCAUUGAGCUCGGCGCAACAGGACGAUUGCAGCUCAUGUUCAAGCUAGCCGAAGGUGCCGGGCUUGCCGUACCGCGUGCUGCGGCCGAUGCACUGCUGGCAACUGCACCACAGCCCGUACCGCAGCAACCGAUCCAUCAGUCACCACCGAUCGCUACUCAGUGCUUUCUGCUGUCGAACAUGUUUGAUCCAGCUUCGGAAACAAACCCUAACUGGGAUCUGGAAAUACAGGACGACGUGAUAGAGGAGUGCAACAAGCACGGUGGUGUGCAGCAUGUGUACGUCGACAAGCAAUCGCCUUCGGGUAACGUGUACGUCAAAUGUCCCAGCAUUGCUACGGCCGUACUCGCAGUGAACGCACUGCACGGACGAUGGUUUGCGGGUCGUGUCAUUGGAGCCGCAUACGUGCCACUGAUCAACUACUAUAACCUGUUCCCGGACGCAUCACAAGCCGUUUCGUUGCUGCAGCCCAAACGUUCUGGUUAAAGCAAAGAACGCUUGGCGGCACAUUCAGGCAAACGCUACUAGUAGUACAAGUGUAGUAUUUCUCCUAAUACCACAGUCUCCAAAUAAGUUCAACAUUUACGGUAAAAUUUUAAGACAACAAAGGUAAGAGAGAAGACUACCGGAACACGUCCAGGAAUGGCAACGGAAGGGUAGUAGGGUAAUGGUAGAUUAAAUACACGGGAUAGAGACAGGAUAAAUAAUAAGUAAACAUGAGCAAUUUGUAGCUUCUGUUUUCCCGACAGAUAUGUGAUAUUAACGAAUGUCCCAUCACACAAACAAAGCGCGCAAGCAGUAAUGCGAAGAUCUCGUGUUCUGUGUAGGGUGUUUGAGAAAGAGUAGAAACGGUUGAAAAAAAAAACAAAAGGUUUUGGGAUGAAGAUAGUAGCAGGCAGAGUUAAGUUCUUUUAAAAUAUCUGAAUGGUUUGAUGAACAAUUUGGUGUAGCGUGUAGCUUAUCAAGAAUGCAUCAGUAAUAGGUUUCUGGUUCCCACUAAUAUGUUUCCCCGCCAAUUUUUGUUCGAGCAUAACAUUCUGAUUUGGUUUUACAAUCUCUGUCGGGUACAAUGCAUUCAAACGACUGGUUAAUUAUGUUUAAAAUUACCCCCUGGAGUCCGAAGUCCUGGGAACGAUCUUUAGCAAAAACAAUCUUUUGAAUUUUUGUGUAUGUUUCGUGCUUAAAAUCACUACUGGUGGGUAAAACUAAUCAAUGUGCUUGUGUUUUAAAAGUUCGUAGAGCAGAAACUAAACCUCUUUUAUAGCAAUAGAAAGGAAAACCAAAUGUGGGAAUUUAAUAGAAAUGUGGUCAUUUAAAAUAUCGUAAAAAUUAAUAGUUAAGGUUUUUAUGGUUACUGUACUCCACACUGUUGGGUAUCAAAAUAAUUAAGUGCGCUGUAUUUAGACAAAAUAUGAAAGACAAAUGAAACAUGUGCA